AACUUUUUCCAUGUCGGUUUGCUACUUAUUAUAAAAUUUAUGUUUUAAAGUUAUUAAAACAAGUAAAGAUAUAUUUAUUUGCGUAAAAGGUGUAAUAGGGGUAAUAAAAAUGUCUGAUAGUAAAACUAUGAGCAGUAAUCCUAAUAAGCGGCGAAUUCAAGAAAUUGAUGGUCGGAUAGAAGAUUUGUCGCAUGAAAUACUGAGUUUGAAUGAUUUGGUGUCUAAAACUCAGAUGGAAUGCUCUUUAUUGGCUGUUAAGCUUAAAAGGGAGAAAGUGAAGGCGCUGACGGCACUCGCGAAGUCUAAGGUUUUACUUGCCGACAUGGAAAUUUUAGUCGCCGAAAGCGAUCUGUUGAUUGAUCUCGAAAACUUGAAGAAUUGUAAAAAAAUGAAGUUGGAUCGUGAUGCAGGUAAAUCACAACAAGAGUCUCAGGAAACAGCUAAAUCAAACAAGUCGAUUGCUGUACAAACUGACAAAUCUUCGCCGGAGAAGAAGAAAAGGAAGCACCGUACUUCAAAACCAGAUACUUCCUCCGAUGAAACAAUAAUAAUACCGUUACUGGAAACUUCUAAAACGGAAACGCGUGUCGCCCAUUUUAACUUUGACUUAAUCAAAAAAUCAUCCGCAAACAACUCUGACUCGGAGGCAUCCCUAUCCAGUUCUUUGAAGGCAGAGUUCGAAAAACCCUACAAGCCAGAUACCCCAAAACCAGAUAAGAAAACAGAAUCUGAGAAACUGGAGAGGAAAUCUAAAGGUAAAUCAGACAAGAAGAACAGGUCUAAAAGUAAAAGUAAAUCUUCACAGCAAACACAAUCCCCGAAUACCAGUAGCAGUGCCAGUAAGCCUAAAACAGUGGCCGAAUUAAAAGCCAAGACCGUUGAACAAAUCAACAAAAGUAUCGCUACUUUGUCAAGUCAUACUAAUACUUCUAGACAUGGUAUUGACAGGGAUGCAACUCCAUCGACAUCCUUCAUUCCUAUCAGACAUAAUAUGCCACAGAUGGUCUCGCAAAGUCAUGGUAUUUACUUGUCUAGGCUUCCACAAUCUGCAAGCCAUACGGGUAUGCAAACCCCUCCUCUUCAAACAAAUUUUACGUACCAUGAGCCAAGAAAUGUGAUUCUCCAGAAUCAUGCUUUUUACCGUAAAUCUCAGUAGAUCUAUCUAGAAAAAAUAUUAUUAAUCUCUUACGUCAUAAUCGUAACUUUGUUGUUUUUCUCAUAUAUUUCUUUAUUUUGUUAGAUGUUAUUUAGAAGUGCGUAAUUGCAAUUUAUGCAUGUUUGCAUUAUCUGUAUAUAAUUUAUUUCUUUGCAUAUCAUACAGUAAUAAACAAAGAAAACGUUUCAAUUGUUGAACAAUUGAUUCAAAUUACUAUAUGUAUGGUAAUUUUUGUUCUUUUCAACAAAAAAACAUAAUUUCCAUUGAAGAUAACCCAUUCCAAACUCAAAUUGUGGUCAAUUUGAAGUAGGGAAUGUAUUUUGUUCUUUUAAUAGAUAUUAUGUUUUUUUUUUAAUCCAAGCGAUAACUUAAUGUUGCUAAUAUUGACAUCAGACUAUAAACCUCAUUUAAUAGUACUUAAAUUUAACCCAAUAUUCUAUCUAUCCAUUGAUUUAAAUUUUGACAAGUUAUAUCAAACUCCUAUCUGUAGUAGGUAACCACAGAUAGAUUCAAUAUUGGUGGUACAUCUGUCUGAUGAUUUGUUCAAGCUUGCUUACUGGUCACCAGUGUACGUCUUUAAAUUAAAAAUACCUCUUUUUAUAUGUUCCUGAUGCUAAUAUAAGAUUUUUUUUCCUAAUCAUGUGUAUGUAAGACAGUAAUUUUCAUUAGAAGAUAAGCCUAAUUUUUAAUUAGCAAUCAGCUUGAGGAGCGGAAUGACUGUGAAGUUUUACAAUAUGUGAUUAAACUUAGAAAACUAUAUUUAUAAGAAAAAAGUCAAUAUGUGCCUUAUUAAUUUUAAGUUUUUUUUGUACAAUGUACACAUUAUUAAACCCAGGUACUUGCCUAGUGUUUCUGAGGUGCCGUCCUAAUUUUGAAAACAGGAUUGUAAUAUAGUAUGUAAGAUUUUUUAUACCUCGAAAUUGCCUAUUUGUCAUAGUAUUAGUAGAAUAUGUGCAUAUAUUCAGUCAAUUUGAAAUUGCGACUUGAGAAAGAAGAAAUUGCUUUAAAUCUUUUUGGUGUGGAACAUACUAGUUUGUUAUAGUUUUAUGUUGUAGAUUAUACCUUGUCUAAGUUGAAAUGGUAUUGCUCCAGUGCAUAAAUGCGGUAAUGAACGCUUCAUUUCAGCUUAGGCGAGCUAUAUUGUUCUUAUUUUAAUCAAUUGAGACUGAUUUUAUGCAUGACUUGGUAAGUAGGUACAAAAUAUUAUGUUGUAACAGAAGUGUACGCCGAUUUAAAAAUGUUGACAAAGUAUUCGAUUUUUUGUGUUGUAUUAAGCACGUGUCACUUAAUGUGUUAACGGUUAAAGUUGAUUUUAUUUUUCUUGUUUUUGUUAAUAUAUUUAUGCACCAUAUACUUAUGCAAAUGUCACGUAUAGUGAGUGCUUGGUAGUGGGCGCAUCAUUUCGGCCCAGACGUGAGAGACAGACAUAGCCUAUUUUUUUAGACAUAAUAUAAUGUUGUUACAAAAGUGUGAGUCAAUACGUUAAAUUGUUGACAAAGUACUCGAUUUUUGUUCUGUAUCAAGCAUGCAUCAGAGAUUGUGUUCACAGUUGAAAGUUGAUUUUAUUUUACUUGUUGAUUAUUUCUAAUUUUUGUGUUGUAAACUCUUGUACAUGUAUAAGAGACGACUUUAUAAGACUUGUAACUUGAAUCAUGAUGAUUAAAAAUAUUUUAUCUUUGA
Messenger RNA from Helicoverpa zea (corn earworm), 2836 nucleotides. RefSeq lists its product as uncharacterized. The transcript is spliced from 2 exons. The record is from RefSeq and is a predicted model, not a curated record. The coding region runs from base 110 to 1156 and encodes 348 amino acids. NCBI's taxonomy places the organism in Eukaryota, Metazoa, Arthropoda, Insecta, Lepidoptera, Noctuidae.